Hirsutella rhossiliensis is the source of this 1035-nucleotide messenger RNA. Its product is annotated as methyltransferase domain-containing protein. Lineage: Eukaryota; Fungi; Ascomycota; Sordariomycetes; Hypocreales; Ophiocordycipitaceae. The transcript has a single exon. Bases 1 to 1035 code for a protein of 344 amino acids. The record is from RefSeq and is a predicted model, not a curated record.
AUGAUUUCCACCAUAUUCGACUCCGAGCGCGCCAUUGCGUCCGUCUUCAACUCGGCCGUUGCAGCCGCCGCCAUUGGGGCCGCGUGGGAGCUCGGCGUGCUGGAUGAGCUGCGAGACCAGAAGAAGCUGCACAUCACCAAGUUUGCAAGCCAUCGUGGGCUUGAUGAAGGCUCGUUGGAGGGCCUCGUCGCCGCGCUGGCCGCCGUCGACGUGGUCCGGCGCCAGGACGACACAGUCAUGGUGGUGGCGGGAAAGCUACUGCACGAGGCCUACCGGAACAAGUCGACCUUUCACUGGCUCAGCCUCGGCUCCGGCGGUCUCUUCGCGCAGAUGCCGGCGGUGCUGCGUAACGAGAACCGGACCGGCGACUUCUAUCGUCGAGACCCGGCUGAUAUUGCCUACGCCUGCCGCGACAUCAACCACCAGUACUUCGAUCCGGCCUUUUGGGCCGCCGUGGACGGCCUCGACUACCGCUUCUCGGCCGUCGUCGACCUUGGGUGCGGCAGCGGCGAGCGGCUGAUGCAAAUCCUCGACCGCCACCCCGGCGCCGUCGGCAUCGGCGUCGACCUCGCCGGUCCAGCCAUCGAGGUCGCCGUGGCCGAAGCUGCAGACCGCGGUCUGUCCAACCGUCUCUCCUUUGCAGAGGGCGACGCCCGUGACAUGAGCUUCCGCGACGAGUUUGCCCCCGUCGACCUGCUUACGUGCUUCAUGAUGGGCCACGACUUCUGGCCCCGCGACAACUGUAUCGCCACCCUGAGGCGGCUGCGUGAGGCCUUCCCUAGCGUCCGCCGUUUCCUGCUCGGCGAUGCCACUCGGAUCUUGCUCGGCGACGUGCAGUCCAAGCAUGCCGUCAGCGAGGACAACAUCCCCGUCUUCACCCUUGGCUUCGAGCUCGGCCACGCCAUGAUGGGCGUCUACUUACCCACCUUGGAGGAGUGGGAGGGCGUCUUCGCUGAAGGUGGAUGGCGUUGUGUGAAGAAACACCUCAUCGAGACUCUGACGCUGUCGGUCGUCUUCGAGCUGGAGCACGCUUGA